CAUUUAAGAGCAAACUGUCAAAAGAUGCAUCAGUAACGUGUCCCUCUAAAAUCGAUGUGUCCUAGUUUUCCUCUUACAUAUAUGCCGUUCCAGAGAGCAAUGGCGCAUACAAUCUAAAUCUGUUACUUUGAGUUCUAUCAAUUAAGUUGUAACAGAGCCUUUUAGGUCCUACUACCCAUCAACCGGAAUUUCAAUAUGAGCCAGGAACAGCCUCAGAGACCCCACGGACAGUCACAGAUGAAUCAAGGCGGGCAAGAUAUGCAGUCUCAAGAACAGGGGCGUCACGGUAAGCAGGAGCCGAUCAAAUACGGUGAUGUGUUUCUCGUCUCCGGCGAACUUGCGGACAAACCCAUAGCACCGCAAGAUGCUGCCAUGAUGCAGACUGCGGAGCAUCUGGUGCUUGGGAAGACCCAAAAGGGCGGUCCUGCUGCCAAGAUGCUUUCCGCGUCAGCACGAAACGAGAAGGCUGGUGUUGUGGGUCACACCGAUUUCACUGAUAUCACCGGCAAUGAGGGUGUCACCGUUUCAGAGAUUGAUGUUCCCGGAAGCCGCAUAGUAACAGAGGCAGUCGCAGGACAGGUAGUUGGGCAGUACACCGAACCGCUGCCGCUGCAGCCGGAAUUGGCUGCACAACAGGGAAAGCUUACAAUUGGAGAAGCACUCGAAGCGUCUGUGGUAGCAGCCGGUGACAAGCCAGUUGAUAAGAGUGACGCUGCUGCAAUCCAAGCAGCAGAGGUUAGAGCAACCGGCCAAAAAACUAUCAUGUCGGGAGGUCUAGCUGCUUCAGCUCAGUCAGCAGCGAAUGCCAAUGCCCAGACAACUCGGGACGAAGACAAGAUCAAACUCGGCGAUGUUCUGGUGGUUGCGACGGCAAAGCUACCGGCAGACAAACCGGUGACGUUUCAAGAUGCUGAAGGGAUUAUUAACGCGGAGGUGCGGAACAAUCCCAACUCCACCAUUUAUCCUGGCGGAGUGGCGGAAUCGGUGAUAGCCGCUGCCGAUUUAAACGAGAAUAAAUAUAUGUAAAGACAAGAGAAAAGAGAUUACUUGGCUCUGUGACUCUGUAUAUGUGUAGUAAUCACGCUUAUGCUUGUGUAGAUGAGUUGAUCUCUUUCUUAUUUCACUCUCCUUUUGUUUA
Messenger RNA from Nelumbo nucifera (sacred lotus), 1138 nucleotides. RefSeq names its product late embryogenesis abundant protein D-34-like. The record is from RefSeq and is a predicted model, not a curated record. NCBI's taxonomy places the organism in Eukaryota, Viridiplantae, Streptophyta, Magnoliopsida, Proteales, Nelumbonaceae.